AUGAUAAUUAUAGUAUUAGUAUAUGUGGAUGACAUGCUAAUAACUGGUAGCUUCCUGAAGUUAAUAGAAUAUACAAAGAAAGCAUUGCAGCAAGCUUUCAAAAUGAAGGACUUGGGGGAAUUGAAGUACUUUCUAGGCAUUGAGUUCACUAGAUCAACAACUGGUACACUAAUGCAUCAAAGGAAGUAUGCUCUUGAGCUUAUAACUGAAGUUGGCAUGAGUGCAGCCAAACCUGCAGGAACUCCUAUUGACAUCAAUGUCAAACUAACAUCUAAACUAUAUGAUGAGAAUGUAAACAAAACUCAGGAUGAAUCAAAUGAUCCACUAGUUGAUCAGACAAUGUAUCAAAGAUUGAUAGAGAAAUUGUUGUAUCUGAAUAUGACAUGGCCAGACAUAUCAUUCAUCACUCAGACACUAAGACAGUUCUUACAACAACCAAAGAAGUCUCAUCUUGAUGGCUGCCUUAAGGGUUAUUGGGCAUCCUGUUUACUGACCAGAAAAUUUGUGACAGGGUACAUGAUCAAGAUUGGUCAGUCAUUAGUAUCAUGGAAGGAAAAGAAGCAAACAACAGACUCAAGAAGCUCAGCUGAAGCUGAAUAUAGAAGUCUUGCCUCCACUGUGUUAGAAUUAGUGUGGCUACUUGGGAUGUUGAAAGAAGUAGGAGUUGAGGUUCAGUUACCAGUACAGAUAUGUAGUGAUAGCAAAGCUGCCAUUUAG
This is a messenger RNA of Solanum stenotomum, 717 nucleotides long. RefSeq lists its product as uncharacterized. Lineage: Eukaryota; Viridiplantae; Streptophyta; Magnoliopsida; Solanales; Solanaceae. The coding region runs from base 1 to 717 and encodes 238 amino acids. The transcript is spliced from 2 exons. The record is from RefSeq and is a predicted model, not a curated record.